CAUGUUGAAAAAGUGGGAGGUUUUGUCCGCAACUCACACAUCAACUCUGACGCUCAUAGUGAUGAGCCGCCAUGGCAUUCAGCAAGUCGCUGGGGAUUGACCCCAGAGAGGGCUAUGCAGAUCCAAAGUUAGAUCACCUUUAUCAGCCUGCUGCCAUUCCGGUUAUCUCUCGAUCCAACAUUGGGUCGGAGUGCAUUUGGGAAAGACGCGACCGACUGAAUGCAGAAGCCGCAAAGAGGGAAGAGCACCGCCACCAGCGCGCAUCACAGCAAGUCCAAGACGUUUUGGCAGAUCGACUCCACCAAAGGCCCUUGGCAAAGACCAGUCCGUCAUCACGACCAGUACCGCCAUGGAGGAAGGAGCAGGAAGCCGCCGUCGGUUCAGAUGCCAGGCCCAGCUGGGCGCAGCCAAAGCCGACCAUCCGAAUGCCACGAUCAAUGGAGGUCAAGCCUUUUCAGGGUCAGGGCCUUCCUCAGUGGAGCUCAUUUGGUGACUACAGAUCUGUAUCGCAAGCAAGCCCACGAGAGUCAGGAAUGGCAAAAACAGACGUUUGUAAAGAAGAGUCAUCUUCUGGAAGGAUGGACAUCCAGUCAUCAGGAAACAUGCCAGGUGAGGAGUCGGCUUCACCGGAGGUCGAAGACUCCAAUCCGACUUUGGACACCUCCAGACACGAGGUGAGGCAGCUCAUUAGUGGCGAGGUGGAGCUGGAUGCCAUGCCUGAAGAGUUGCGGGCUGAUCGAGAAAUUGUUGCCGCGGCGCUGCACGCUGAUGGGCAUGCGCUACAACACGCCAGCAAUGACUUGAAGUCAGACCGGCCAUUGGUUCUUGCAGCUGUACGGGAGAAUGGCUUGGCUUUGAGCCAUGCUGCAAAGGAGCUUUGUGGAGAUCAGGAUGUCGUGCUGACCGCUGUGAGGCAGAAUGGCCUCGCCCUACAGCAUGCUUCCUCAGAUCUACGUGCCUCUGCGUUUGUCGUGCUCGAAGCCUUAGCCCAAAACUCUCAGUCCGCGCGCUUCGUGGCCCGGGAGUUGCUGGAUGAUCGAUCCUUCGUGAUCUCCGCUGCACCUUUCUCCCGACGCAUUUUCGAGAAAGCUUCGUUCAGACUGAAGCGCAAUUUGGACGUCGUGUUGGAGGUGGUGGAACAUGAUCCUGACAGCUUCAUGUUUGCAGCCUGGGAGCUGCGCUGCGACAAGUUCAGCGUGAAACAGGUGGUGAGCACGGCAGGUUGUGCAAUUGCUCAUGCGUCUCCAGAUUUGCGGCAGGACCCAGAAAUCCUGGCAGUGGUGGUCUCAGUAUUCAGCUGUUGCCAAAGCAUUGAGUGGUCAAUCAGAAUCAGGUGGCGGUUGCCAACGACCCUUUGGCUGUGGCAGCAGCUAAAGUCUGAUGGAUGCUGUACAUAGCAAGAUAGUUUUCGCAGCAAAACCUGCACCAGCAUUAGAGACUGUACGUGUGUGAGCGUCAAAGCUGAGAAAGAGAAAAGAAAAAAUAUAUAUAUAUAUGUAUAUAUGGAAGUCGUUCCAAAACCCGC
Molecule: messenger RNA, 1525 nt
Organism: Durusdinium trenchii
Lineage: Eukaryota; Dinophyceae; Suessiales; Symbiodiniaceae
Source: the annotation of a GenBank genome assembly